AUGCAUUAGAAUCAUAUUGGAGAAAAUACAAAUAUUAGUAUAUAAACAUACUCCGAUUAAAACAAUUUUGAUAAUAAUAUAAUCGCCAUGUCUAUCUCAAAAUAAAAGCCAUAUGAUGAAUAAAAUGCAUAACUUCUGAGAAUAUAAAAGGUAGCUUGUUGGAAUUGUUUUAAAUUAUUAAUUAAAGACUUAAUUAAAGUCCAAUGCAAUGAAUUUUGUAAUUUAGAUUGCUAUAAAAAUUAUAAAAAUUUGUACCAUGCUUAAUGUGUAAAUUGUAAUUAGUCAUUUGAUAUUAAAAAUGGAAUAAUGCUCAAUAGAUGUAACUUUUGUAGAGAAAAAUGCUCUGAAAAAUAUAAUUUCUAGAUUAUGAAGAUAGAAAUGAAGAUAUCGAAAAAUAAUUCUUAAUCUUUAAAGGUAGCGAAAUAGAAAAAAAAACACACAGUUAAAAAGAAGCUAUUGAUUUAGAUUUUGAUUGAAAUUAUACUAAUUUAUAUAAAACUCCAGUUUUUAAUAAUCGAAAUUUCUUCCAUCAAUCAUCUUAAAAUAAUAGAUCUUAAUCAUAAUUCAAAAUAUCAUUUAUAUUAUUAAUUUCUUAUUUAAUUAUUGUUAUUAUUAAUUUCUAGUUUUGAAUUAUAUUGUACAUAAUGGUAUUUUUACUAAACAAACAGUAAUUCAAUAAAAAAAUAAAUAUAUAUAUAUUAAAUAAUAUACAUUCAUAAAGACAUUAUAAUAUUAUUAUAUAGCUUAUAUUCAUUAUAGCAAAAAAAAUGGUACUUUAAUUUUCGUAGAGAUUUUGGUCAAAAUAUAUCUGUAAAGGAUUAAAAUCUAAAAGUUUUAAUUUUUAAAUUAUAAAUAAUUGAAUUUUAAAGUGUGUAUCUCUUUUGGAUUUUACUACUUUAGUUCGUUAAUUCUUUGAAUCUUAAUUAAAUUGGAUUAUGUGUUUAGGUUAAUUUGUUUUGUCUUCAUCUGAUGAGUAGAAAAAUACAAUAAAUUGAACAUAAAACAUUUUGA
This is a messenger RNA of Paramecium tetraurelia, 1011 nucleotides long. RefSeq lists its product as uncharacterized. The transcript has 4 exons. Lineage: Eukaryota; Ciliophora; Oligohymenophorea; Peniculida; Parameciidae. The record is from RefSeq and is a predicted model, not a curated record.